This is a messenger RNA of Rhodofomes roseus, 1880 nucleotides long. RefSeq lists its product as uncharacterized. NCBI's taxonomy places the organism in Eukaryota, Fungi, Basidiomycota, Agaricomycetes, Polyporales, Fomitopsidaceae. The coding region runs from base 1 to 1440 and encodes 479 amino acids. Gene Ontology annotation, molecular function: guanyl-nucleotide exchange factor activity. The record is from RefSeq and is a predicted model, not a curated record. Gene Ontology annotation, biological process: exocytosis. Gene Ontology annotation, cellular component: Golgi to plasma membrane transport vesicle; cell tip. The transcript has 3 exons.
AUGGCUCGUCAUCUCCGAACGGAUAGCGGCUCUCUGCCCCGGCGAAUAGACAGCCUCAUCGCCAACAAGGCCCCCAUCUUCACGGACAUCGAAGAUGAGCUGCGCGACAUCAAGCGCGUUCACUCGCAGGGUCAGGAGGAGGAUCUCAAGAUGGCGUUGAGCCGGAUGAUUAGCAGGGUGGAGGACCUCACAUUCAUGCUCAAGGAAGCGUACAAGGCGCAGACCGACCUCCAGACGGAGCUCACGCUGGCCAAGUCCAACCUCCAGCUUGCCCUCGCGAACAAUGAGAUGCUCGAGGAUGCUCUCAAGCGGGAAGGUCACGUCAAGGACGUCGGCUGGCGACGGGCAAGCGCGCGCGAGAGGGAGCUGCAAGCAGAGGAAGAUCGGCGGCGGAGCAUGGACAGCAUCGCAUCCAGCGAUACCGCACUGUCCCCUGUGGUCUCCCCGCCAUCCCCUGCCAUCCCACCAUCUUCCAGACCGUCGUCCCCCAAGCAGCCCAACGUCUCAACCGCUACGUCGCCAUUGCCGUCAUCUGAGGGCCGAUUCUUCAGGUUCCGCUUCGGUGCUGGCAGCGCGUCGACCAACUCCUUCCCGUCUUCACCGCGGCUUGCCGGGCCCAGCGGCCAUUCGCCUCUGACGAACGGUACGGCGCACGCAUCACAUCUGACGUCUGCUUCAUUGCCAUCCCUGGUGGCUGUGCCAGAUCGGCAACAGGAGAUCGACGAGCUGACUGCUGAGCUCAAGCGCGAGCGCGAUGCGCGUCAGGCGGCUGUCGCACAGAAGGAGGCUGUGGAGUCAGAGCUGGAGUCGCUCUCGCAAGCCCUCUUCGAAGAGGCAAACAGGAUGGUGUCGACGGAACGUCGGAAGCUGGCAGAGACGGUGGACGAGCUGAAGGAACUGCAGGCAGAGCGUGAGGCGCUGCGUAACGCGCUGCGCCUGGUCGAGUCUCAAAACCGCGCCUCGCAGUACUCAACGCCGGCGGGCUCGCCGAAACCUAGCCACGCGCACAAGCUGUCCGCGUCCUCCGCGCGUGCGAUCAAAUCCUUGCCACCAACGAGGCCAAGCUCGCCAGAAGGGGAGGAGGACCCGACCUCUGCUAGUACGAUCAUCACGUCGUACCAGCACAGACCGCCGCCUAUUACCAUCGUCGACCCGGCCUCGCCUGCACCUCCGUCGAGUCCGUCCGCUGAGUCGAGUGACGAUGAUAGUCGGGAUACGACCCUUGUCGCACCGCCAUCGUCCCUAUCAGUCGGGCCAUCGCCGUCGUUGUCAUCGUCAUCGUCACCCUCACCCUCCCCGAAACCAUCACCGAUGUCAGACAAGUCGGAGGGCAGUGAUUAUGCGUUUCCCAUCCGGAUGCAUCCGCUCGACUACCUGCCGGGUGAGCCGUCCCCAUGGGCGGACGCCACAUCGCUAUACAGGACGACGACCGGGUCAUGAACCUCGCAUCAUCACCUAUGCUAUGUCUCCCUCCUAUCGCAUCGGGUUUUAUGGACGCAUUCUCGCCGUGCUCUGCCGUUCUCUCGCUCGCCUGCACAAUGCCUGCACAAUGCCAUCGCGUUCCUGUUCCCGUUCUCGCCACAACUGUAGCUAUAUAAACACCUCCGAGGGCCAGUCUGCGGGAGUCGGACGGUCGCGUCGUUUCGAGGCUCACAUGGAUUAUAUACAUUGACAUCUAUCAUACUGGUUGCAUAAUGCACCCAAGACUACAUAGACAGGGACAAGUCAACGGGGCGCAACGGUGUCAUAGGGUGUCAUAAGAUAUUGCCGAAGCAGAGCGAGCACGCGCGUAAAAGCAGGGUUGGGGCAGCAGAUCUCUUCGACACCAUGAAAAAUGAUACAGUGAAGGUACACGGCGAGAAUGUAAUGAAUAUAUGGUC